This is a messenger RNA of Acyrthosiphon pisum (pea aphid), 5642 nucleotides long. RefSeq names its product mitogen-activated protein kinase kinase kinase 4 (gene Mekk1). The coding region runs from base 1908 to 5420 and encodes 1170 amino acids. The transcript has 22 exons. Gene Ontology annotation, biological process: protein phosphorylation; MAPK cascade. Gene Ontology annotation, molecular function: protein kinase activity; ATP binding. Lineage: Eukaryota; Metazoa; Arthropoda; Insecta; Hemiptera; Aphididae. The record is from RefSeq and is a predicted model, not a curated record.
AUUAUUUUCCAACCCUAUUAUCAUGAACCAAGGUUAUAAAUUAUAAUCCUUAGUAAGUAAUAAGUCACUCGUUCUAAUUAGGAUUUAUAUACCUACAUCAAAAUAUGUUUAAAAGAGUACCUAAUCUACAGGAAACAGGUGAUUCUUAUUUUUAAAAAUAUGUAAUUAUCGCCACAGCCUACAGGACACUUCUUUAAUUGUAUAAGAAAUCAAAAUAACUGUACAUAAUAAUAUGGUUCUUAUCUAAACCUCCUUAAAAAUGUCAUAAAUCAAAAUUUGAAUACAUUUAAUAUUAACACAUUGACGGACAUGACUGCUAAUGCAGUUAUGCAAAUUACUGUAAUUUGGUAGUCACUCUGAUUGGGCAUAAUCCAUAGAUUUUUAUAUAAUUUUUUGAAUAUUUGAUUUUUUUUUUUUGCCCAAAUUGUUAGUAAGUCACAAUAGGACACUAGAUAAUUUCCAUUGUGGCGAAGCCACAAGAAACGCAACUGCUCUAGCAGUCAUGCCAUUUUACGACUUUUUAUAUAUAACUGCUAUACCAGUCAUGGUCAUAUUACAGCUUGAAUCAGGAUGACUGCUAUAGCGGUUACUGCCCGUCAACGUGAUAAAGGAAAAUUGGGGGGGGAGGAGAAGUAUAUUUGAUAAAUCGCCCUGUAUAGGUACAUUAUACAUAAACAUAAUAAUAUCAUUAUCUUGAUGAUAUUAUAUUAUACCAUAGGGACAUAGGACCUCCCCGCUAUGAUACACAUGCACGCACACACGCGAUAUUAAACCGAGGCGGCUGGGCCCCUGAGGCCUUACUGCGUAUUUUCGUACACCAGCGAAACUUGACAAUAAUAAUAUUGUAAGUAGUAGUACAUACUACAUGAGAAUAAUAAUGUCAUACUUGAGGGGGGCUUAAUUGGCCUCGUUAAGGUCGACGACGGGCGGUGUGCCACUGUGUCAGUGCGGCGCGCUAGUUUCCAUCCGACGCUCAGAGUUCCGACUCCGGCAAUCUGCCACUCUGGCAGUCCGACAGGUUACGCUCAGAUGAUCAGUGUUCACUGCUCACUGGCCACUGCUCACAACUCUUGACACUACGAAAGUAUACAGUUCAAUUGUCUAUAAAAAAAAUUAUUUAUGGUUCGGUCGCGUUAUGCGCUAGUGUGGUAGUGCUGUACGGUUAGAGGUGUAAAGACGUUCUACCCGUCUCAUACUCGCGCGUCCGCCGACUGUUGGUAGCCCGAGUGCCCGACAAGUCUGUGAUCGGUUGUACUUGAGACUACGUUGUCGAUACUUGUUUUUCUCUUCGGCUUUCUCUGUUUCUCGCGGGAUCGCAGAAUUCGGAUUUUUGGAUAAUACCUAAUUAAUAAUAAAUUGUUAUUAUUGAAUUAAGUUGAAUAUUUCAAUAUUGUUUUUUUAUUGCAAAUUGUUUAUUCGUUUGACGUCCCCAUCAACAUUGAAUACACGUAAUAUUAUCGUUUUGAACUGUAUUAUAAUAUACAUGACGAGAACUUUUAUUAUUUUAUAAAUAACAAUAACGUACCUACCUAUAUACGAUAAUCGCGUAAUAUUAUAUUCCGUGAUAAUACCGGUGUCACGUUACACUAAUCAGCAGUCGACGACUGCCGGUCGCCGCCGAGUCGAGUGCGGAGGAGUUUUAAUUACAAUAACAUAUUAUUAUUAUAUUAAUUAAUAUUAAUAGCGAAAAGCAAAAAAGUUAGGACUAUCAAUGAUUUGUUUGUUGCGCGUUAUCGAGGCCGAUAGGCUGAUGGAGAUAAAUCCGAUGAACUUUGUCCCCAGGUUGUGGCUUGAGCGGACACACAGAUAAAUGCGUUGACGACGAUGAGAAACCAGUUUCUGAUAGCCUAUGAUAAAAAAAUCGUAUUGAUGUGAACAAAAAGUUUCGAUUCUACUUCGAUUACGAAAUGGCGAUUUUCGACGUCAGAGAGCAGAACAAAGUCCAGGAUUCAGUAUCGGUGGUUGAGGACCAAGACCAAAUGGAGAAUCACGAUGAACCGCUUAGUAAAUUUAAGGUCGAAACGAAUAACCGAUUUUGGAGUGUUGGCUCUAAACUAGUGGUCUGUCGAAAGUUCAUCAACGAUAAGUUGGCAAAGUCUGAAGACGUCAACAGGAUUGCUUUCUAUAACAAACUCAAGUGCUUAGCUAAUAAUGAAAAAGUGACUAGUUCAUAUGAACUCAACAGACAAUUAAGUCAAGAGGAGGUAUUAUGGCAAAGCGAACUCAAAGACUUAAUAUGGUUAGAACUGCGUGCCAGGCUAACUGAUCGGACUAUAAUGAGUCAAGACAAGUAUCUGUGCGAAGAGAGAAAAAAUAUUUGUUAUCUCCUUGAUGAAAUUAUGAACUUCAGUUUUAGAUUUGAUCAAUUACAUUCAAAAACAUCACCAACUUGUGAAGAAUCGAAUAAUUGCUCAGAUGAAGAUGUUGGUCAAUGUUCAAGUCGCAGUGGAUGUCUUGGACUAUUUUGUUCUCGAUGUAUUGAACAACAAAAUCUAGCUCUCUGCCAAGUACAAAAACUUAUGGAACGAUUAGAGUAUGCUGAAUCUUUAUUUCCAUCUAGCCGAGCAUUUGCGGUACAAUAUCCUUUAUUUAAAAGUUCAGAAUUCACUAAUAGAGUUAAGGCAAUGUGUGUGUGGUACAAUAUGACAAAGAGACAGCGGUUGAUGUUGUUGAUUUUAGGCAGACAUUUAAUGAAAGAAGAAGAAGUGGAGUUGGAGCCAUUAAAUCAUUUGAUGGCAACUAGUAGUUGCAGUUCAGGUUCCCCCAGAAAUUUUGAAUUCAAAUUCAAAAGAUCUACUGCAAAUUAUCGUGAACCAAUAUCAUAUAAAGAUCUUGAUUUAUAUAACACCCAGCCUAUAGCUCAUCUAAGACAACAUUUUUUCCCUUACACAAUAGGAAUAAAUUCAUCUUGCUAUGCUUCUCAAACUUAUAGGCAAUUUAUUGCUGGUGUAUUAAAGACUAAGGGUUUAAGAAAAGCAUUAAAAUUUCUUGAUGAAUUAUACAAAAAUGUAUUGCGUAAAGCACAUUUAACUCUUAAAGAAGAAUCAACUGUGGAAGACGAUUCUAAACAUGAUGCACCUCAUGAUGAGGAAUUAUUGCGUUAUAGUUAUUGGAGUCAAGAAUCAAAAGAAUUGAACUUACCUUCAUAUAGAGCUACAUUUAUUUUUUUAUCUCGUAUUCCAUUGGAUCUUAUACAUGCUUAUCUUCGUAUGAGACUUGAUACUAGACCAGAAAAGCCUUCAAUAAUGAGCAUCAGACAAUUGACUUGCGAGCUAAAGGAAGGUUUAAUGUUGGCUGUAGUACACAGGAGACGUUUUGUUCGUCAUAUACAAUCAACAUUAUGGUCUGAUACAGAAAUUGGUAUGAAAAUAUUCAAAGAACGUAUAAGCCAUUUUGACGAGUGUACCAAAAUUGUUUUGGAAGUUUAUUUGGGGUAUAUGGAACAAUGGGUAGUAAUGAUGGGAUAUUGUAAAGCUCAAAAAAAUAUGCUGGAAGAAGAAUGGAAUGACAUGAAAGUUAUAAUUCCUCAUAUUCCAGAUGGUAUGACAACGGUCACAAAAACAUUUUGUGAAAUUGCCAAACACAUGUUGGAAACAAUAUUAAAACAUUUCAAGGACCAAACUCACAAUCAAAUAAAAAUGAUAGUACAAAAUGUUGAUCAUUCUCAAACCAAGCAAAACUUAUUAGCCAUAUGCAGAGAACUACAAAAUUUAUUAAGCUUAUUCAGAGAAAAAUCUUUUCUUGUGAUGUCAUUAGUUAAAAAUUUAUGCAAAGAUAUGAUUGAACAGUAUAAAAAGGAUAAAAUGAAUAAUGUGAAGUUUGAUGGUCCUUUAUCUCCAAUUUUAACUACAAUGAUACCUUUAAAAGAAAAAUUGUUGGAAGUUUGUCGGUGUAUUAUAGAAAUAAUUACAUCAUUAGAGGAAGCAGCUGAUACUUGUAACAGUGAUAUUGACGAUAUAACAUUAGCACCUCGUAUUCGAGAAGUCUUGCAUCAGAUGUAUAAAUUUGGAUUUGAGUAUCAUAAAGAAGCUAACAAAAUUAUGUGUGGUCCGUAUAAAGACCAAGCCACUCUCUACAACGUAUCUAUUUCAAAGCGUUGGAUAAAUUUUGUACACAAACGAUGUGAACCUGGUCGAGGUUUAAAGCCCAAAUGGGCAAAUAAUGGAGUAGAUUUUUUACUCAGCGUAUGUGAACCUCAGAACCUUGCUGGACUUAGUGAUGUGGAUUUUAAGAAUUUUAAGAUUUUGAUAGAAAAUUGUGUAGUAUAUAUUAUUGGAAAAUUGGACGAUGGUGGUUCGUUUUCAAACCCUAGUGUUAUACAAAAAAAGCGUCAUUCUUCUGCAAUUGAAGGGAGGAAUAAAAUUUUGAAGACUGAAAAAACUUUUAAAAGUGAUAUUGAGAGAAAUGUACGGGUCAUGGAUGCUAUUAAUAAACUAGAUCAUCAAUUAGAAGAGAAAUUGCGAUCUCAAGAGUUAAUUGGUCACAUUCGACACGAUUAUAAUAUCGAACGUAUUGAGUAUGUUCGUCCUCGUCCUGUACAUUUUAGUUGGCAACGGGGCAUAAAAAUCGGACAAGGUCGUUUUGGUAAGGUAUACACUGCCGUUAAUAAUGAAACUGGAGAACUGAUGGCUAUGAAAGAAAUACAAUUGCAACCAUUUGAUCACAAUGCCAUCAGAAAUGUAGCUGUUGAGUUAAGGAUAUUUGAAGGCAUCACUCAUGAACAUCUUGUUAGAUAUUAUGGCGUUGAAAUUCAUAGGGAGGAGAUGCUCAUAUUUAUGGAAUUGUGUGCUGAAGGGACAUUAGAAAAUUUAGUCGCAGCCACAGAAAGUGGACUACCAGAAGCUCUCUUACGUAGAUUUACUAAACAGUUGGUUAGUGGAGUGGACGUUUUACAUCAGCAUGCAAUCGUUCAUAGAGAUAUUAAAAGUGCAAACAUCUUUUUGACUGACGAAGGCAACUGUUUGAAAUUGGGCGAUUUUGGUUCUGCAGUAAAAAUGAAAGCGCAUACCACAGUUCCGGGAGAACUUAAAGGGUUUGUUGGAACACAAGCAUACAUGGCACCAGAAGUUUUUAUGAAAUCCAACACGGAAGGACAUGGUAGAGCCGCAGAUAUUUGGUCAAUAGGAUGUGUGAUAAUUGAAAUGGCUUCAGGCAAAAGACCGUGGCACGAGUAUGAUUCUAACUACCAAAUCAUGUUUAAAGUGGGCAUGGGAGUCUUACCAACUGUACCGGACACACUGUGUGAUGAGGGCCAACAGUUUGUCGACAGUUGUCUACAACAUGAUCCAUACUUAAGAGCGACUAUUUCAGAACUACAAGAACAUAACUUCAUCAAAGUUAUGCCUGAGGAGUGUGUUUCCUGUCGAAUAUCUUCAACUGCAAUGCUGGAGGAAUAUAUAAAAUUGGGUUUUAAACGAUAGCAUCCAGUAUUUUUUUAUAUUAUUUUAAUCCUAUACUGUAUACUUGAACAUUAUAUUCAUGUAACAUUUUAAUUAUUUACUCAUAUACACUUUGAGAUGUUUUGUUUUCUAUUAUAAAAUUUUUUUGCUAGUUUUACUAAAUCUAGGCUAUCAAAUACAUUGAUCUCACAAAAACGUGGUAAUAUUUUUUGUUAGGUCAAUGUAUAGUGAUGAUAGAUAACU